GCGGCCGCCUCGUGGUGCCUAGGCUGGGGCGGGCGUCCGUGACGCUCAGUCGCGCCGAGCCGGGCCGGGAGCGCGAGCGGCGGCGGCGGCAGGAUGAACAGCAUCAAGAGCGUGCCGGCGCGGGUGCUGAGCCGCAGGCCGGGCCAUAGCCUGGAGGCCGAGCGCGAGCAGUUCGACAAGACCCAGGCCAUCAGCAUCAGCAAAGCCAUCAACACCCAGGAGGCCCCCGUGAAGGAGAAGCAUGCCCGCCGCAUCAUUCUGGGCACUCACCAUGAGAAGGGGGCCUUCACCUUCUGGUCCUACGCCAUUGGUCUGCCGCUCCCCAGUAGCGCCAUCCUCAGCUGGAAGUUCUGCCACGUCCUCCACAAGGUGCUCCGAGACGGACACCCGAAUGUGCUGCAGGACUGCCAGCGCCACCGGAGCAACAUUCGGGAGAUUGGCGACCUGUGGGGACAUUUGCACGACCGCUACGGGCAGCUGGUGAAUGUUUACACCAAACUCCUGCUGACCAAAAUCGCCUUCCACCUGAAGCACCCCCAGUUUCCCGCAGGCCUGGAGGUGACAGACGAGGUGCUGGAGAAGACCGCAGGGACUGACGUCAACAACAUCUUCCAGCUCACCGUGGAAAUGUUCGACUACAUGGACUGCGAGCUGCGGCUUUCUGAAUCAGUGUUCCGGCAGCUCAACACGGCCAUUGCUGUGUCCCAGAUGUCCUCGGGCCAGUGCCGCCUGGCGCCCCUCAUCCAGGUCAUCCAGGACUGCAGCCACCUCUACCACUACACCGUGAAGCUCAUGUUCAAGCUGCACGCCUGUCUCCCGGCUGACACCCUGCAAGGCCACAGGGACCGGUUCCAUGAGCAGUUUCACAGCCUCAGAAACUUCUUCCGCAGAGCCUCGGACAUGCUCUACUUCAAGCGGCUCAUCCAGAUCCCGCGGCUGCCCGAGGGACCACCCAACUUCCUGCGGGCCUCGGCCCUGGCUGAGCACAUCAAGCCGGUGGUGGUGAUCCCUGAGGAGGCCCCCGAGGACGAGGAGCCAGAGAAUCUCAUCGAGAUCAGCACGGGCCCCCCGGCUGGGGAGCCUGCGGUGGUGGCUGACCUCUUCGACCAGACGUUUGGACCCCCCAAUGGCUCCUUGAAGGACGAUCGGGACGUGCAGAUCGAGAGCCUGAAGAGGGAGGUGGAGAUGCUGAGAGGGGAGCUGGAAAAGAUCAAACUGGAGGCCCAGCGCUACGUCUCGCAGCUGAAGGGCCAGGUGAACGCGCUGGAGGCCGAGCUGGAGGAGCAGCGGAAGCAGAAGCAGAAGGCGCUGGUGGACAAUGAGCAGCUCCGCCACGAGCUGGCCCAGCUGCGGGCCGCCCAGCGGGAAGGCGAGCGCAACCAGGGCCUGCGCGAGGAGGCCGAGAAGAAGGCCAGCGCCAUCGAGGCGCGCUACCACAAGCUCAAGGAGAAGCACAGCGAGCUCAUCGGCACGCACGCCGAGCUGCUCAGGAAGAACGCGGACACGGCCAAGCAGCUGACGGUGACGCAGCAGAGCCAGGAGGAGGUGGCGCGGGUGAAGGAGCAGCUGGCUUUCCAGAUGGAGCAAGUGAAACGGGAGUCAGAGAUGAAGCUGGAGGAGCAGAGUGACCUGCUGGAGAAGCUGAAGGAGGAGCUGGAGGCCAAGGCCGGAGAGCUGGUGCGCGCACAGGAGGCGCUGACCCGCACGGAGCAGAGCGGGUCGGAGCUGAGCUCGAGGCUGGACGCGCUGAGCGCGGAGAAGGCGGCGCUGAGCAGCGCGAUGCGGCAGCGGGACGCGGACCUGCAGGCAGCCCAGGGCCUGGCACGCGAGAAGGAGGCGGCGCUGAGCCGGGAGCAGCAGCGCAGCGCGCAGGAGACGGCUCAGCUGCGGGGACAACUGGCGGACAAGGAAAGUCAGGAGCAGGAGCUGCAGCGGAGGCUCCUGGACGAGCAGUUCGCGGUGCUGCGGGGCACUGCGGCUGAGGCCGAGCGAAUCCUUCAGGACGCCGUGGCCAAGCUGGACGACCCUCUGCACCUGCGCUGCACCAGCUCACCAGACUACCUGGUGAGCAGGGCCCAGGCCGCCCUGGAUGCCGUGAGCGCCCUAGAGAAGGGCCAUGCCCAGUACCUGGUCUCCAGGUCAGACGCCUCUGCGCUGGUUGCAGCCCUGACCCAGUUCUCCUACCUGGCUGCGGACACCAUCGUCAACGGCAGUGCCACCUCCCACCUGGCCCCUACUGACCCUGCAGACCGCCUGGUGGACACGUGCAGGGAGUGCGGGGCCCGUGCUCUGGAGCUCCUGGGGCAGCUGCAGGAGCAGCAGACUCUGCACCAGGCCCAGCCGAGCCUGGUGCGACGCCCCCUGCAGGGCAUCCUGCAGCUGGGCCAGGAGCUGAAGCCCAAGAGCCUGGAUGUGCGUCAGGAGGAGCUUGGGGCCAUGGUGGACAAGGAGAUGGCAGCCACGGCCACAGCCAUCGAAGAUGCUGUGCGGAGGAUUGAGGACAUGAUGAACCAGGCCCGCCACGCCAGCUCCGGGGUGAAGCUGGAGGUGAAUGAAAGGAUCCUCAAUUCCUGCACAGACCUGAUGAAGGCCAUCCGGCUCUUGGUGACCACAUCCACCAGCCUGCAGAAGGAAAUUGUGGAGAGCGGCCGGGGGGCAGCCACGCAGCAGGAGUUUUAUGCCAAGAACUCUAGGUGGACCGAAGGCCUCAUCUCCGCCUCCAAGGCCGUGGGCUGGGGAGCCACACAGCUGGUGGAGUCGGCGGACAGGGUGGUGCUUCACACGGGCAAGUACGAAGAGCUCAUCGUCUGCUCCCACGAGAUCGCGGCCAGCACGGCCCAGCUCGUGGCAGCUUCCAAGGUGAAGGCAGACAAGCACAGCCCCCACCUGAGCCGCCUCCAGGAGUGCUCCCGCGCCGUCAACGAGAUGGCCGCCAACGUGGUGGCCUCCAGCAAGUCCGGCCAGGAGCAGAUCGAAGAGAGAGACACCAUGGACUUCUCUGGCCUGUCCCUCAUCAAGCUUAAGAAGCAGGAGAUGGAGACCCAGGUCCGCGUCCUGGAGCUGGAGAAGACGCUGGAGGCCGAGCGCGUGCGGCUGGGGGAGCUGCGGAAGCAGCACUACGUGCUGGCUGGGGCCGUGGGGACGCCCAGCGACGAGGAUCCCGGCCGACCCAGUGCUGCCCCCCGCAGCGGGGCCUCCAAGAAGCCACCCCUGGCCCAGAAGCCCAGCGUGGCCCCCCGGCAGGACCACCAGCUCGACAAAAAGGACGGCGUCUACCCGACUCAGCUCGUAAACUACUAGGCUCCCGAAGGAUCCCAGUGGGGAGGCUAGCGGGCAGGCCUGGGCCUUGUGUGGCCACCCCGAAAUGGCUCAAGAGCCUCCAAGGGGUGCAGCCCCCUGCCCCAUGGCCAAGUUCAGUGUCCCUGAGGCCCCCAGCCCUGGCUGAACCCAAAGGAUCAGAGAUCUCGGCAGUUCUCCAGGACAUGAGUCUUUCUGCAGUGGGCACUCGUGGGACCAGCCAGAACCGAGCAGGCCUGAGUUAUGGGCCUUCAGGAAAUAUAUGGAACAUUUGUAAUUUCUGGAGUUAGAGCUUUCCUUCAUGAGUUUGGAUCACCCUGGGGAGCAGGGCCCCUGGAGAGGGUGUCUGGGCAGGACCUCUCCUGCCUUUUGAACUCAAGGUCUGAGGUUACUAAUGAAUAACAAGUCCCUGUUGGCUGCCGGGGACCUGGGCAAGAUGUCACCUAUCUAUAGCCUUCCUGGGGCACGGAGUCCUUGCAGAUGGGCCCAGGGUGGUCUUGGACAAAGCAGCCCUGGUUCGGGGUGCCUCCCUGCGAGGCAUCGGGGACAGAGCACAGAGUAUGGCCCGGGUGCCUCCCUGCGAGGCAUCGGGGACAGAGCACAGAGUAUGGCCCUUAUCGGGGGUGGCAGGCUGGGCAGUGGGGCCUGGCACAGGUGCUGUGCUGCUGUCACUCCCGGAAUCUCUUCUCCCAUCUGUGGUGACCGUUCUAUUCCUGGUUUUCACGCCCCUUCUUCUGCCCUAGAGGCCUUGUUUUGCGGGUUGCCCAUCGCCCACCCCCUCCUCACCUCUCCCCUCCUCUCAGUCUAGCCCGCCCUCCUGAAGGCCUCCCCGGCUCAGACAGCAAAAGUCUGGGAACUAGGACACCUGCGGGCCAUUCUCUAAGCCAGAGGCACCUUGCACCCCCAGGAAGCCUCCCCACGCCCCACCCCCCACUCCCAGCCGUCUAGUGGCAGUCCCACUUGGAGGAUUUGUAAGAACGUGUGUUCUUUGCGUCCCCACCCUGACUCCAGGGAAGUGCUGAGAGAAAAGGACCAGCACCGUGGGCCCCAGAAGCUUCCCUGUCCCCCCUGCCUCCCGGCGGUCCAAUCCCAGCCAUGUUCUGGAGGGGGGCACGAGGUCCAGCUUUUCUGCUUUGCCUUUAGUAUUUCCUUGUUGGAAGAGGCCGAUGGGCAAUAAAACACACGUGGACCGUUGCCACCGCCCUCCAGUGAGGGGCCGCGCCUGGGCUGUGCAUUUCUCCGGAGCCAGAACGUGUGACACGGGUUGGGAGACCACUUAGCUUCUGCAGGGGACAGAGUGCUUGGAACCACGGAAGAGCUGCUUCUGGUUCUGCCAAGAAGUGCCCUGGCCUGCGUCCUGGGAGGUUUGGGACUUGAGGUGCUGGACGGAUGCCGGUGUGGUGAGUCAUUGGCUCGGGGCUUCCCGCCCCGGCCUCCCUACUCCACCAGCCUGCUCUGAAACCAUGCGGUUUUGUGAAGGGGAGGAGUGACCACGGGGUCCCAGCAGUUAAGAAUGUCCCCCGGCUGGGGCAGUGGCGGUGACCCCGACUCCUCACUGGUCAGGCUUGACCGGCGCAACCACAUCCAGCCUUCCCUCCGAGAACCUACCCGGCCUCCGGGCUCCCAAGAGCACAGCUGGCUGUGCGGCCGCGCUUUCCCUGGGGACACCGACGGCUCCCGGCCUCGGUGCACUGCCCGCAGAGCGAGCGCCCCCUUGCCCCGCAGGCCCCAGCACUUGUGGAAGCGCCACCGUGCAGGCCAGAGAGACAAGAGCCCCACUCCCUGGGCCUGGCUUUCCCAUGGCGUGAAGUGGGGCCCUGCCUCGCUCCAGGCUGGUUGGGAGGUCGGGGUGGGGCUGUCGAAGUGCUCUGCAACUCCCUGAACAGACGAUGGGGCCAGAGCCUGGUUCUCAUUUGUAAGGGAAAAGUGCUUCACAACGUCAACGCAAGAGGCUCGGCUCCGCCACAUACACACCGUGCAGACAGCCCCGCGUGGCCUACACUCGCUCGAUCCGGAGAACUGCUAGCCUGACUCGAAGCAAACCUGCCCCUGGAAGCCAUGGGGCCAGACCUCAGCAUGCCCCGGCCCCCCCCCAACUUCCUCCCAAGCACAGGGGCCCGGAGUGGGGAGGCCAGGAUCAGACAAAGCUGGACUGGUGAGAAGCCACGGAGCGCGCCUAGCGAGUGCCCCCCACAGAAGGCUACAAAUCGAGCUCGAAGCUUCCUAAGCAGCCACCAGGGAAAGAACAACCGUCAGAUACAAAUUCUCAAAAGAGCAAACUGAUUCCACAGGCAGAGCCGCCUUUUUCCUCCCAGGACCACCCCAGCAGUGUCCCUCGCACGUCCUCCUGGAGCACGAAGGGGCAGAGGCUGGCAGCCCCCCUGGAGGCGGCGGCGGCAGGGAAGCUGAGCCUGGCGCUCCUGUUCCGGGGGACGCAGUGAGGAAAGUCCCUCCCAGGGGGGCGGGGGGGCACUGAGGGGCUGGUGGGGUGUAGCCCUGGAGGCAGGGCCCCUCUCCCAGCCUCAAGAGGGAAGCAGCACCUACCUCCAUCUGGGACCAUUGCAGGGGGCUCUGGGCUCCAGAACAAAAGGUCCCCCGUUCAAUUCUGUCAUUUGAAACAAGCAGUCAAGGGCCUGAGUCUCCCUGAGCAGUGCCGUCUGUGCUGGUGAUCCGCAGGACAGGGCCUGAGAGACUGAGCCCAGAGGCCCAGGGCAGAGUGGGGACCCUGUGGACCCACUCUCCCCCCUUUCUGCCCUUUACUCCGGGCAGGGGGGAUCGGGCAGCAGCACAAAACGCUCUACGAGCUCUAGGACCCCCAGUCCAGGCAGACACUUCGACACAAGUCCACCUCCCUCUCAGAACUGAUCACGGAGCGUCUAGAACCAAAUACAGGACAGGACCAUUGUUCAUUCUGUUUAUUACGAAGGGUCCUCCAGCUUUACAGCCCCGGCCCUGGCAGCGCCGUCCCCCACAUCCACACGGAGCUCACUUGGCAGGGCAGUAAGCCGGCCCCUGGGGCAUUUCAGUGACAGUACAGGGGUGUCCCUGCCCAGGGGAACUGAAGACAAAGCAUGGUGGCCUCACCCCCGGCCUGCUGGGACAGACCCUGUGGAGCUCUGCCGCCGUUCCACUACCUGGGCCGGUGAGACCCCAAAGGGCCAGGAAGAGCGCGGGGUGUGGCAGAGCGUGAGUCUGUUGGCACCAUCCGAUGAUCUGGGUGCAGUGGAGAGCUGCUGGGGUCCCUCUGUCCCCCUCCUGCCCGGAGGCCCCCGCUGAGGAAGAGACUGGCCACGAGGAUCCUGGUCCACGGUGGGACAGGCUGCUUCUGCCACAGCACCCCGACCAAGCCUCUCUGGGAACAAAGUCACUCGUGGGAGCUGCCCCUCCGCCCGCCCAGCUGGGGGCCUGCAGGGGAGCCGGGGCCGGCCCCUCACUGGCACCAGGGGGAAACUAAGGCACAGCACAGGCACCCACAGGUGACCAUACACUGCUUGUAAAAAAAGGAAAGGGCAUUCACUUCUGUACUUCACUCUGCUCAAAACAAUAUGUGCAUUUUUAUAAAGUUUCCCUGAAUGGUCUUGUGUCCAAAAAGUUUUCUUUGCCAAUAUAAAACAGGAAAAUUACAGACAUAGUAAAAAUA
Neogale vison (American mink) is the source of this 6937-nucleotide messenger RNA. RefSeq names its product huntingtin interacting protein 1 related (gene HIP1R). Gene Ontology annotation, cellular component: actin cortical patch; clathrin-coated vesicle. The coding region runs from base 94 to 3300 and encodes 1068 amino acids. Gene Ontology annotation, biological process: endocytosis; clathrin coat assembly; actin filament organization. The transcript has 32 exons. The record is from RefSeq and is a predicted model, not a curated record. Gene Ontology annotation, molecular function: clathrin-cargo adaptor activity; actin filament binding; clathrin light chain binding. NCBI's taxonomy places the organism in Eukaryota, Metazoa, Chordata, Mammalia, Carnivora, Mustelidae.